AUGGAAAACGAUAAGGGAGAACUCGUCGACCUCUACGUCCCCGCAAUGCAGAUCUCCGUCGGCAAGGUCGACGAGACCGGCCGCUACACCGGCGAGAACAUCACCUACGCCCUGUGCGGCUUCGUCCGAUCCAUGGGCGAGAGCGACGACUCGCUCAACAGGCUGGCCCAGAGGGAUGGUCUGUUGAAGAACGUUUGGUCGGCCGGCGCGCCAGCACUAGAGUGGAGAGGGGCUUUGGGGCUGGAGAGGGAAAAGAUGGGAUAG
Morchella sextelata is the source of this 264-nucleotide messenger RNA. RefSeq lists its product as uncharacterized. The record is from RefSeq and is a predicted model, not a curated record. Lineage: Eukaryota; Fungi; Ascomycota; Pezizomycetes; Pezizales; Morchellaceae. The transcript is spliced from 5 exons. Bases 1 to 264 code for a protein of 87 amino acids. Gene Ontology annotation, cellular component: cytosolic small ribosomal subunit; ribosome. Gene Ontology annotation, molecular function: structural constituent of ribosome. Gene Ontology annotation, biological process: endonucleolytic cleavage in ITS1 to separate SSU-rRNA from 5.8S rRNA and LSU-rRNA from tricistronic rRNA transcript (SSU-rRNA, 5.8S rRNA, LSU-rRNA); endonucleolytic cleavage to generate mature 3'-end of SSU-rRNA from (SSU-rRNA, 5.8S rRNA, LSU-rRNA); translation.